Molecule: messenger RNA, 2168 nt
Organism: Micropterus salmoides (largemouth bass)
Lineage: Eukaryota; Metazoa; Chordata; Actinopteri; Centrarchiformes; Centrarchidae
Gene: sytl1
Product: synaptotagmin-like 1
Exons: 16
Coding region: 198-1817 (539 amino acids)
Biological process (GO): exocytosis; intracellular protein transport
Cellular component (GO): exocytic vesicle; plasma membrane
Molecular function (GO): small GTPase binding; neurexin family protein binding
Source: RefSeq, a predicted model, not a curated record
CAGCCCCUCUGGAGGGCGUGGUCACUGCGUUUACGCUUCACACAAACCUCGACACACACCACACUCAUAACAACUUUUCGCCAAACUUUUCACUGAUGGAACUUGCGGAAGCUGUUAAGUAAGGCCUCAAGAAUUUAUGAAACAACGGAAACACUGAGGACUGUGCUUCUUUUUAAAGGACCAUAGGGCAAAAAGAGAUGGAGGGGGAGCGGGCGCGGGCAGACUCUACUCUUGACUUGAACCACCUGACAGAAGAAGAGCAGUCCACCAUCCUGCAGGUCUUGCAGCGUGACUUGGAGUUGAGUCGUCUCGAUGAAGAACGUGUAAGAAGCCUCCAGGAGACAGGGACAGACGCGACACGUCUGCGCACACUGUCGGGGGCAUGGUUCAGUGAAGAGCGCAGCAAACGCCAUCGCAACCGGACGUCGGGCAGCGCUCUCGUCCACUCCACCAUACAACACAGGAAGACAAAGAGCAGAGAUGUGCCAUUGGCUGGACUGUUUAAUGGAGAGAUAGGGGAAACCUCCCACAACAACAACAACAACAACACCUCACCUGAGGCCGAGAGAAGACUGACGGACAGCAAAGAAGAGGAGAGUGAAGGGAGUCAAGGAAUAUCAAAACCUACACCCACACCCAGAACAAAAGCACCCGUUGCACAGGUUCUCCUGCAUAGAAAUAGUUCCUCAUCAUCCAAAGAGUGUGAAAGGAAAAGUAAUGGCCACUCAGAGGAACCUGAGGAAGCCUUCAAUGGUUACAGCGAGGACACUGACUCCUUAAGCAGCAACCUGACAGAGGCAGAUCCAGCUUCACUGAAAACCAGCAGCUCCACCGGCAGCAUUCAGUCAGGCUACACGCUCAGUGGAAGCAUGAUGAGUCUGUUCAGUACGGGGGAUUUUGAAGCAGUGGAGGUGAGGGGCCGUAUCCAAUUCUCAUUGGUUUACAACACCCAGAAGGAGGAGCUGCAAGUGAAAGUGUGUCGCUGCGAGGACAUUGCAUCAGCACGCAAGAACCGCUCUGACCCGUAUGUAAAAGCCUAUCUCUUGCCGGACAAGUCGAGUCACAGUAAGAAGAAAACUUCAGUGAAGAAGAAGACCCUAAACCCAGUCUAUGAUCAGACUCUCCGAUAUAAAGUCCGCAUCGGAGAGCUGCGGAGCCGGACCUUGAACCUGUCUGUGUGGCAUGCCGUGUCCCUGGGGAGAAACGUGUUUCUGGGGGAGGUGGAGGUGUCUCUGGGCCUGUGGGACUGGACCUGCACUCAGCCGCUGUGGCAGGACCUGCAGCCACGGGUUCAUUUGAGUCCAGACUCCAUUAGCAGUCGCGGGACCAUUAUGCUCUCUGUUAAGUUCAUCCCAGAUGGAUUUGAGGGUGGUGGUCUGCCUCUGACAGGAGAGCUUCACAUCUGGCUUCGGGAGGCUCAAGGUCUCCUAUCCAACAAAGGGGGCCCUAUAGACUCCUUUGUUAGAAGCUACAUACUCCCAGAUGCUAGUCGGCAGAGUGGCCAGAAGACUCGGGUGGCAAAGCGCUCCAUCAGUCCUACCUACAACCACACCAUGGUGUAUGAUGGCUUCCACACCAGCGACUUGAGAGACGCCUGCGCUGAGCUGACUGUCUGGCAGCGUGAAGGGUUAAAAAUGCGCGUCCUAGGAGGGAUUCGUCUCAGCUGUGGAACUGGUCAGAGUUAUGGGGAGGCCGUCAGCUGGAUGGACUCCACCGAAGAGGAGAUCGCUGUGUGGACCUCUAUGAUCGAAAACCCAAACCACUGGAUCGACACAACACUACCAAUCAGAACUAACCUCUCCCAUCGGCCUGAGUGACACACUUUGUCCACAAACACACAUUCAUGCGUGUGUUCAUAUAACGGCUGGACUGAAAGGACAUCCUCAGCACAUCGCCACAAUUAACCUCUCUGUCACAAUGAUAUGCACAAGAACUGUUUCUGUUUUUACACACACACACCCAGAGGAGGCAGUAGAGGUGCAAUUUUGUGAAUUAAUGGCAUAGAUAUUUACAAUAUUUAGUUUUGAAACCAAAUCUUUCUGCAUUUAAAAUGUUUUACUUGUACGUUUUGGUUCGGUCUCUUUUAUCUGACAAAAGUGCAUUUGUAAUCCAUUGUAGUUUCUUAAUUAAAUUUCAAACAUGAACUGAAUCGCCCUUAUCUUAUUAAA